Molecule: messenger RNA, 840 nt
Organism: Rhipicephalus sanguineus (brown dog tick)
Lineage: Eukaryota; Metazoa; Arthropoda; Arachnida; Ixodida; Ixodidae
Exons: 2
Coding region: 141-680 (179 amino acids)
Source: RefSeq, a predicted model, not a curated record
AACCUGAAGCAGCAGUUUCUUGACCUUCUUAAACAAGUCGGUGGAGUUCUUCAUGCUAAUUUGCUGAAAUCGUCAUCCAGGUGCCAGGUGUGUUUACUGACAUAACAGAUGGAAGUCUCUAUCGAAGCAUCAGAAAACAAAUGAACAUGAUGUGGAGCGAUGUCACGUUGCCGUUCAAUUGUGAUGGGGCACCUGUGUUUGACUCCAGCAAGAGCACAAUCUGGCCCAUUGAAGUGGUGGUCAAUGAACUGCCUGUUUUGAUUCGGUGGCAAAAUGUGUUGAUCACAGGGCUAUGGUUUGCCAGAGCACACCCACCCAUGGAUGUCUUCAUGGCACAGUUUGUCUCAGAAAUCAACAGUAUUGGAACACUUGUAUGGUCGCAUGCCGGGAAAACCGUAAGAUCAGCGGUACAUGCAGUUGCCUGUUGUGUUGACUCCCAAGCAAGGGCAGCUAUCCUGAACAGCAAACAGUUCAAUGGAUACUUUGGACGUAGCUGGUGCUUGCAGCGAGGCCAAGUGAUUGAUGGUGCUCUGAAGUAUCCAUUCUCCAUCCAAGUGGCUGACAGGACACACAGUGGCGUGCUAAAAGCCAUGGUGGAAGCAGUUCGUCGGAAGGAACCAGUUUUUGGCAUCAAGGGGCCAUCAACUCUUGUCAAGCUGCAAGGCUUUGAUCUUGUGUAGGGCCUACCUCCUGACUACAUGCAUUGCGUGUUGGAAGGCGUCACAAAGCAGGUCACCGAAAUGUGGCUAUCAGCUGCCAAUUCUUCUUGUUACAUCGGGAGACAUUUGAAGCUGAUAGAUUCAAGGUUGCGCUUGAUAAAGCCACCCAUCAUCUUUUCAA